This is a messenger RNA of Taeniopygia guttata (zebra finch), 2717 nucleotides long. RefSeq names its product NOP9 nucleolar protein (gene NOP9). Gene Ontology annotation, cellular component: nucleolus; preribosome, small subunit precursor; 90S preribosome. Gene Ontology annotation, molecular function: RNA binding. The record is from RefSeq and is a predicted model, not a curated record. Gene Ontology annotation, biological process: endonucleolytic cleavage in ITS1 to separate SSU-rRNA from 5.8S rRNA and LSU-rRNA from tricistronic rRNA transcript (SSU-rRNA, 5.8S rRNA, LSU-rRNA); ribosomal small subunit export from nucleus; endonucleolytic cleavage in 5'-ETS of tricistronic rRNA transcript (SSU-rRNA, 5.8S rRNA, LSU-rRNA). NCBI's taxonomy places the organism in Eukaryota, Metazoa, Chordata, Aves, Passeriformes, Estrildidae.
GGAAAGGGGCGGGGCUUGGGGUGAUUGACAGGUGGGGCGUGAGGGGCGGGUGAUUGAUUGACAGGCGUGUGGGUGAUUGAUUAGGCUGACUAAUCGAUUGAUAAUUAGAUUGAUUGAUUGAUUAAGAGGCAUGGCAAUACGGGAUUGAUUAGGCAAAUAUUGAUUGAUUGAUUGAUUGAUUAAGGGGCGUGACAGAGUGAUUGAUUAGGCAAAUAUUGAUUGAUUGAUUGAAUAAGGGGCGUGACAGAGUGAUGGAUUAGGCAAAUAUUGAUUGAUUGAUUGAUUGAUUAAGGGGCGUGACAGAGUGAUUGAUCAGGCAAAUAUUGAUUGAUUGAUUAAGGGGAGUGUCAAUGGGGGAUUGAUGGAGCUGCGGGUGAUCAGAUCAAUAGGAAAGGGGCGUGGCAAUGAGUGUUUCAUUAGGCAAAUUGCUUGAUGGUAUUGAUUGAGCGUGGGGUGAAAAGGGCAGUGCCACAGGUGAUUGAGAGGGAAAUUGCCGAAUGAUUAAGUGAUUGAUUACUUUGAUUGACAGGCAGAGGAUUAAAUGAAUCGCAGAAGGGGCGGGGCAACGGAUGAUUGACACUAAAUUAUGCAAAGUGGGCGUGGCAUCGAGUGAUUGACAGCACGUUUAACUAUAGACUGAUAAAUAGUGGGCGUGGUUUGUGGGCGUGGCUUACUGGUUGAUUGACAGCUGCGUGCCGCGGCCAACGAAACCUCGCGAGAUUUCCCGAGAUUUGGCGCCGUUCCCGCCCUUUUUCCCCUCCCACCCAACAUGGCGGCGCACGCGGGGUCCCCCCCCGGGCCGGGCAUGUCGCGACAGUGGCGACAAUCGCGACAGUCGUGGCCUCGCCUCGAUCCCGACACCGCCGAGUAUUUCCGGAGGGCUCUGGAGACGCUGGAGGAGGGGCUGAGCGAAGAGGAGCUCGCUCUCUUCACCCCCAACGUGCUCUCCGAGGUCUCCCAGCACCUCCCCGCCGUGGCCCUGGACCCGGGGGGCUCCCGCCUCCUCCUCCUGCUGCUCCCCCAGACCCCCCCGACCACCCUCCCCACCCUCCUGCUCCACUUGGGGGGCGUCCCCCGCCACCCCCGGGGGUCCCGGGUGCUGGAGGCCGCCCUGGGGAGGGUCCUGGGGGUGCUGGGGGAGGGGCGGGGGGUGGGCGAGGACCUGGAGGGGGCUUUGGGGGGGCUGGUCCGGCUUUUUCUGGAGCAGGAUUUGGGGGGCUUGGCCCGGGACCCCAACGGCAGCUUCGUGCUCCGGGCGCUGCUGGCGGUGCUGGGGGGCGGCAGGGACGAAGUCCCUCCCCCCAAGGGGGCGGAGCCAAAGACAAAGAAGGCGGAGCUAAAGGCGAAGGGGGCGUGGUCACUGCCCGAGGGGGCGGAGCUUCCGCCCUCCUUCCGCCCCCUGCUGGAGGAGCUGGCGCAGGAGUUGGAGCAGCAAAUUCCAGCGCUGCUGAGCCCGGCCUGCGCCAGCCUGUGCCUGCAGGGGGCGCUGGGGGCGCUGCGCCGCAGCCAAUCACCGUCCUGCGCCCGCUUCUGCCGCGCCCUCAUUGGCUGCCUCCGCCAGCCCGACCCCGCCCACCAGCAAAGCGCUCUGCUGACGUCACUGCAGGACCCCGCCCGGUCCCGCCUCCUGGAGGCGGCCAUGACAGUCCUGGACCCGCCGGGGCUCCGGGAGCUCUUCCGGGGUCACCUGCGGGGUCACCUGAGGGGCGUGGCCUCCCACCCCGUGGCCAAUCACGGCCUGCAGCGCCUCCUGGACCACGCCCCCGAGGAUGUGGUGUCGGAGGUGCUGUCGGAGCUGGGCCCCGCCCUGGAGGAGCCGCUGGCCCGGGGGCACCCCGGGGUGGUGCUGGCGCUGCUGGGAGCGGCCCUGCGGCACCCCCGGCUCCAGGGGGAGGCGCUGCGAUGGCUCUUCCAGGCUUUGCGCUGCUGGGCCCCGCCCCACCACCCCCAUUGCGUCACCGCCCUGGCCAAGCUCCGCCCCCUGGAGGGCGGGGCCAGCGAGGAGGGGGCGGUGCUUGAGCCCUCCCCCGCCGGUUCCCGCGCUCUGCAGCUGCUGCUGCGCUUCCGCUGCUCAAGCCCCGCCCCUUGCCCCGCCCACAAUGCGCCAGGCCACGCCCCCAGCGAUACCCUCAAUGGGACAGACCACGCCCCCAAUGUGCCAGACCACGCCCACACCGCACCAAACCACGCCCACUGCAAUGCACUCAAUGGGUCAGGCCACGCCCCCAGCGCCACAGGCCCCGCCCCCCUGCCAGGCCCCGCCCCCAUCUCGCGGGCGCUGGGGGCGCUCUCUGGCGCCGCCCUGGUGGCGCUGGCGCGCAGCGGCCCCGGCAGCCGCCUCUGUGACGUCAUUUUGGGCUCCAAACCGGCGCGGAAAUGGCUCCUGAAAAGGCUCAAGGGUCAGUGGUUGGGGCUGGCCCGGGACCGGUUCGGGAGCCGAGUGCUGGACACGGCGUGGGCCAAUGGAAACCCCCGGCAGCGAGUCCGGCUGGCCACCGAGCUGGCCCCCCACGUGCCGGCGCUGCUGCGGGACCCGUUCGGCCGCGGCGUCGUUCGGAAUUUCUCUCUGGAGCUUUUCCGGAGGGAUCGGCCGCAAUGGGAGCGGCUCCAGAGGGGGGCGGGGCCAAAGGGGCGUGGCUUCAUCCUCUGACCACGCCCCCACCCUUAUUCCCCGCCCCUCAUUUGCAUAUUUAUAAUUAAAAGGUUUGUUUUGGUUU